AAGUUGAAUAAACACUGCAACGUACCAAGUUUCUGCUACUUAUCAACAAACUGUCACAAACAACAAACUCUUAUCCGAGUACUCAGAUUUCCACUUCCCACUUCCAAGCAAAAAUUAAAACAUUAACGAUGACAUUCUCGUUCUGGGUUUGAUUUCUAAAAAGCCCCAGUACUGUAUAUCUGAAAACUGCUGUGCUCACUCAUCACAUCUGCUUACUUCGCUGUUUAUCAACUUGGAAAGAAAUUCUCGGAUUCACCAACACGCAGCUUCCCGGAACCAAUGCGAAUAAAAAAUCAACAAUCACUGGACGAGUUAACAGAGUCCGAUAAAACCACUGACAAAUUUUCAAUGCUAAUGCUCUAAAUUACAUUCCAAUACUACUCGUAGCUGGUACUUGCUGACUCUACAACUGGGUUACGCAGAAUUUGGGCACUGUGUGCUACAAAUGCGGGAGGAAACAUCAAUAAACAUCCUUCACGUGCCGCGGCCAGUGUAUUCCACGCCCACCUUCCGUCCGAUUGGCUCCCAAUGGCGGGCGGCAACCACUACUCGUACGGCUGAAAUGUGUGUGAGUGCAACUGUGCACGUAAAGUGGCGAUAAUCGGCUUACCAUUUUCGUCCUAGCCAGCUUUCCACAAACUCGCUGGCCAUUGGCCCAGUCCAAACUGGCCCGUCUGACUCUGGCCAUUUGAAUUUUGAUGCGGAACUUUUCACUUUUAAAAUUGUUCCGUCAUUUGUCUUGGUUGCAGACAGGUUGCUCAGCUUUUUUAUCGCUUCGCGAUAGCAUUCCAGUCUCCACUACCUUGCUCUUGAAGCUGUCAGUCAGUGUUGGGAUUCUGCGUUCCUUUCCGUUUUCAAGUUUUCACACUCUUGGCCUUGGGAAAUGGAUCUGAAAAAGCGCCUCAGCCUGGCGUCCCUUGAACGGAUGGCGCGGGAGCGUGCGUUAACACUGGACGAGCAUUGUAACAGUGUGGACGUCUGGGACGAUAGCGGGCGGCUGCUUUUUGGGCGUGUCGUGGACGUGGCGGAGAACGGGCUGUAUGUCGACCUGUUGUGCGCCGGUCGACGCCGCGAGCUGGUCCCCUACGGGCGCCUGUUCCACAUGCGGUCCUGCGGCCUGUUGAAGGACGGCGUCGCCGCCGGCGAUCAGCGCUUUCCGGUGGAGGCACUGCUGCGUCCCCAUCCCCUUUCUCCCUGGACCUGGGUCAGCGCGCAACUAGAGCUCCUCUGCCCCGAGCCCGAGCCGUCACCGCUGCGCAUCUGCUUGAGCGCCAGUCCGCUGCGACUGCUGGACGCGGCGGGCGAGGCGACCCACCCAACGCUGUGCGGAUUGCAGGCGCUGGGCCUCGGGGCCGGUCCACCGGCGGCGGGACUGGGCGGCUGCCAGUGCGCGGAUGCGGUCUUCCGAGUGGCCCCGCCCCUCUCGCAGCUGUCGCCGCUGGCGCUGGGCGGCGUGGCGCAGUGCGCCGAGGAAUGGGAGCUGCGCUGCGAGGGACGCCUGUGGUAUGGGGAAAUGGACGAGCGGGCCGGCUCGAGGAGCCUCGUGGAGGCACGCGCCUGGCGUCCCUGAACGGCUCGCCGCUGGGCGCUGAGCCACCCCCACACGCCCGUCAGCUGGUCCUUCCGGUCGCGCACUAGUUUCUUUAAUGACCAUUUGUUUUCCUUAGUAUUCAGUUCCGUCGCUGCUUGUCUUGGUGCAGCUUGUUUUCCCGCGGAAGUUCGGUGUUUAUUGCGAAUUUGAUCCGGUCUACCAAUAUAGUCCAAUGGUGCAUUUUUCCAGUAAAUUUUUAUUAAUUGUCGUUUUUUUUGGCGAUUUUUGUCACGCAGAGUUUCUUUCGGCCGCUUGGUGAUAAAUUAACA
This is a messenger RNA of Paramacrobiotus metropolitanus, 1860 nucleotides long. RefSeq lists its product as uncharacterized. The coding region runs from base 884 to 1570 and encodes 228 amino acids. The transcript is spliced from 3 exons. Lineage: Eukaryota; Metazoa; Tardigrada; Eutardigrada; Parachela; Macrobiotidae. The record is from RefSeq and is a predicted model, not a curated record.